Messenger RNA from Juglans regia (Persian walnut), 912 nucleotides. Its product is annotated as TATA-binding protein-associated factor 2N. Gene Ontology annotation, cellular component: cytoplasm. The coding region runs from base 94 to 564 and encodes 156 amino acids. Gene Ontology annotation, molecular function: mRNA binding. The transcript is spliced from 4 exons. Lineage: Eukaryota; Viridiplantae; Streptophyta; Magnoliopsida; Fagales; Juglandaceae. The record is from RefSeq and is a predicted model, not a curated record.
UAAUAUAAAUACCCCUCCCGUCACACAUUCUAUCACCAAUCCCUUCUUCACCUUCUGAUAUUAUUUUAACUCAUUACAUUUUCUUGAGAAAAUAUGAGCCGGCCAGGAGACUGGAACUGCAGGUCAUGCCAGCACCUCAACUUCCAGAGGCGUGACUCGUGCCAACGUUGCGGGGAUCCUAGGUCCGGUGAUAGAGGUGACUUUGGGGGGUUUGGUGGGAGAGGUGGGUCUUCCUUUGGGUUCAGCACAGGCUCGGAUGUCAGGCCAGGUGACUGGUACUGCACCGCCGGCAACUGUGGGGCGCACAACUUUGCUAGCCGGUCGAGCUGCUUCAAGUGUGGUGCAUUUAAGGAUGACUCAUCUGGGGGCUACGACUCCGACAUUCCCCGCUCAAGAGGUUUUGGUAUUGGUGGUGGUGCUGGUGCUGGUGGUGCUGGCGGUGCUGGCGGUAGAUCUGGUUGGAAAUCUGGAGAUUGGAUUUGCAGCAGGUCGGGAUGCAAUGAACACAACUUCGCUAGCAGAAUGGAAUGUUUCAGAUGCAAUGCCCCGAGGGACACAUACUAGACAUGUUCCCCAAUUUUGGGCAGGCAGAGAGCAACCAAGCUGCGCGCAAGAGAGACAACAUCAUAGAUCCCUACCAUUAGUUUUCGUUCAUUAUUUCUUUGGAUUGUUAUGGUUCUUAUGGUGAACAUAGACGUAUGUGUUCACAUCAUGCAGCGCUUAAUACCUCAGCAUUUGCUAAUUAAGCUUCCAUAAAUGUAUUACAAUCAUGUAGUUCGGGUGCUUUCAAGUUUGAACUAUCUACCAUAUCUUUUGUGUUUAAGACUUUAUUUAUUGUAAUGGUACCUGCUUUCUUUUAUAAUGGAAUUGAUUUUCAAUCUCUUUUUCAGCACCAGUAAUGACGUGCAUGCA